AUGCCGCCAAAGCCUCGCAUGCAUCAGGGCGAUGCACCGGUGACAAAAGCACAACAUCCGCAUCAGAUCCUUCCCCAGUCGGUCCGCCACACCAAUGACAUAGGUGUGCUGCGGGAGGAGUUUAGGUCGUGUCUGACGGACAUCAAGAGCCUAAAGCAGCAUCUGCGCGAAAAGCAGGUCCUCAUAGAAAAGAACAGUGAGAAGCUCCUCCGGCUCCAGGAUGUUGAUCCGGAGACACGCAAGGCCGCUCUGCGAACUGAAAUGAUCAGGCUUGCAAAGCAGAUAGAGACAGGUAAGGCUAACGUACAUCGGCUUCUGGCUGAGCUGGAAUGGAGGAGUAAGGAUUCUGAGAGUAUACAUGGAGAUCCGGACUCUAGUGCGAAUACAAGCGUGUCAGACAAAGCCGGGAACCAUAUGCUCCGCGACCUUGAUAUGCUCCGCGCCGUAAGGAAUCUCCUGGCUGCGCAGAAAGAAAAGGAUUACUACGCCAAGAAGAAAGCAAUAUUUGAAGACAGUCUAGCAAAGGGUGCCGAAAUACACCACCAAGACGUUCAGAAGAAGAACCAGGACUAUGCAGCAGCGCAGCGGAGCAUCGAGAAUUUACGCAAGCAACGAGACGAUAACAUAGAGGUGAUUUCAAAACUGCAGGAGGAGCUUGUACAGGCAGGGGUUGCACCAGCGGAGCUACAAAAGAUGUACAAAGACAUUGGAAUGCCACUGAUGGAGGUGCGGGAAGAUGUUAGUGAAAGGAAGACCUCUGACCGACCUGCGGCCAGAGCAGGGGCGCCGGGUGUCAAGCAGAAUGUCAACGAGCUCAUACAAAAGGCAAACAACCAGUACAAUACCGAUAUGCUGAGUGUGAGCGCGGUUACCGCACACAGCGCAACUCUAAAGGAGGCCUCGCUCACUAGAACUCCUCAACAGACCUCUCCAUAUGGGGAACCUGUAGUAACUCGGCAACCAAGCCACAUACCCAGUAAGAAGGCCUCGCCGAUCGCAAAGAAUUCGGCUCCUCAGUCCUUUACUGAUCCUGCUUCAAGCACACCGGAUAAGGUAACUACGACCGCCGAGAAAACCAGCGCACCCACUACUGAGUUCAGAGAUCGCUCCUCCUUUGACAGAGCAGCGAAGGAUCAAUACCUGGAAGCGGCAGAGCAUGAUGCGGACAUAGCGUACUCCCCUGAUCGCAGACUGAAGGCUGUCGUCUUUGACCCACCGCUUCCCCUCAACGGACUCAACACACCUCCUCGCCAAGCGGACCUUCCGCCAUCCAGAGGUGGUGUUGGUGGCAUUGCCAUUGUGGAGACCCCUAGUGCCAUUGACCAGGUGGAGCUGGUGGAGGGCUACUCUGCUUACAUAUCUCAGGUCUCUCCGGGCAAGGGUAGCGAGUACGAUGUGACGGGUGUACACCUCAAGAAGGAGGAUAUAGAGAAGGCGGUGAUCGAAGACGAGAUCCGCAAGGAAGUCAGCAGACGCAUUGAUACAGCUAAGUCACGGCGGGGAGCAGGCGAUAAUUAUGAUGAGAUCUAUAAAGAUGACUUUGACCACUUUAGCGACGACAUCGAUGACAAAAUUAUGGACACCCUCAACUCUACUGCACGCCAGCACCAAUCUGCAUUGCCUGACCCAAUAGAACGCAAUCCAGAUAAUUUUGAUUUCUUUGCUUAG
Molecule: messenger RNA, 1668 nt
Organism: Giardia duodenalis
Lineage: Eukaryota; Fornicata; Diplomonadida; Hexamitidae
Exons: 1
Coding region: 1-1668 (555 amino acids)
Source: RefSeq, a predicted model, not a curated record